UAAGGACUCUGCUCGGGCGUGCGAUGCGCGAUCGCUCUCGCUUAUCGCGACGAUAAGAUAACCGAUCUUGCGGCGCGAGGGCGAGAAUUGGCGAGGCCGCGAGCACAGAUAUAACGUGGCACCUCCGAGAAGAGGCGGCGGGGACUCUCGUUAUUUUCCACCGUGACAGAUGCGUCGGUAGUGCGACGCGAGGGGCGUUCGAGCAACAUUUCUCAAGAUGGUGAAGCGGAACGGACUCUGGAAGCUGACGCAGCUGCGGGCGUUGAUGAACAACGUCCAAGCCGGCGGCGUCCGAGAGAAGGGCAUCCAGGCUCUGAUUGUCAACGGCGAGGACGCGCACCAGUCGGAGUACUCCACCGAGCGUGACCAGAGGCGGCGCUUCGUCAGCGGGUUCCGCGGCUCCUACGGCACGGUGGUCGUCAUGCACGACGCGGCCUUGCUGUGGACCGACGGCAGGUACUACCAGCAGGCCAUGUCGGAGUUGGACCCGCCGGAGGCGUGGACCCUGAUGAGAGAGGGCCUAUUGGAUACGCCCACCAUUGCCGUCUGGCUGGCCUCGAAUCUACCCCCGAAGUCCGUAGUCGGGGCGGACGCCAAUCUGAUCAGUUACACAGAAUGGGCUCGGCUGCACACCGGCCUGACCGCCGCCGGCCACUGCCUGAUUCCGCUCCCCGAGAAUCUGGUGGACAAGAUGUGGGGCGACGAGCAGUCGGCGCCGACGGCCAACAUAGUUUUGCCGCAGCCGCUGCGAUACUCGGGCCGGAGCGCCGGGGACAAGGUGAGACUGUGCCGCGACGCCAUGGAGGAGAACGACGCGACGGUGCUCGUGGUGACUGCCCUGGACGAGAUCGCGUACCUGCUCAACUGGCGGGGCUCCGACAUACCGUUCAAUCCCGUCUUCUUCGCGUACGUUGUCGUCACCUUGGAGGACGUACACGUUUUCAUGAACACAGGUAGACUUGGCCAGGAGGCGCUGCAGCAACUGAAGGACGAGGGUGUCGAUCCGGUUUUCCACGCCUACGAGGACAUACACGUUUAUAUGAAGGAGCUCGUGGGCUCCUGCUCGGACCAGGAUAAAAUCUGGAUUAGCAACAAGUCCAGCUACGCGCUGCACACGGAUUGCGGGGACGUUAAGAAGCAUACGGAUAUCACGCCUAUCAGUGUGAUGAAGUCGAUAAAGAAUCUUUUCGAGAUCGGGGGCAUGAGAGCGUCGCACGUGAGAGAUUCCGCCGCUCUUGUAAAGUAUUUCGCCUGGCUGGAAGAUAAGAUAAAGAACACGAACGAGUGCAUUACGGAAAUCUCCGGCGCGACGCGAUUGGAGAAGUUUAGACAGGAGCAAGAUCACUUUGUCGGCUUGAGUUUUACAACUAUAUCGUCUGUCGGUCCCCACGGAGCGGUUAUUCAUUACUCGCCUACGGCGGAGACCGAUGUGCCUAUUACGGACAAGGAACUUUAUCUCUGUGAUUCCGGUGCGCAGUACCAGGACGGCACGACGGACGUAACGAGAACGUUACAUUUCGGCGAACCCACGAGUUUCGAGCGCGAAUGCUUCACCAGAGUUUUUAAGGGACAGUGCCGACUGUCGACAAUGAUAUUCCCCCUGAAAACGAAAGGAAACUACCUCGAUACGCUGGCGCGCGAAAGCUUGUGGAGCGUCGGCCUCGAUUAUCUUCACGGCACCGGCCACGGAGUAGGAUCCUAUCUCAAUGUCCACGAGGAGCCGAUCGGUAUCUCGUGGAAGCCGCAUCCGGAUGACCCGGGUUUACAACCGGGCAUGUUCUUAUCAAACGAGCCGGGAUAUUACGAGGACGGCAAGUUUGGCAUUAGGCUGGAGAACAUCGAGCUGGUUGUUCCGGUGAGGACACCCUACAAUCACAGAAACCGAGGCUUCCUGACUUUCGAAACCAUGACGCUUGUACCUAUUCAAACGAGUCUGCUCGACGUGUCGAUGCUUACGGACAAGGAGAUCGAGUAUUUGAACAAUUAUCAUGUGAAAUGUUUGGAGACCCUGAAACCUUUGCUGCAAGGACCGGAGAACAUUCAGGCGCUUAAGUGGCUCGAGAAACAGACCCUUCCCAUUUCUCGCUAAGGAUUUACCUUUCGACUUAACGCGACGAGCUGUAAAAACAUUCUACAGAUUAUGUAACAUAACGAGAUUACCUGAACUAAACUACAGCGAGGCAGCAGAUAUUCAGAUUGGAUGUGUAAAGCUCACUUCAUGUACGCGGAUGGCUGUGCAGUAUUAUAACCCAUCGAUGUACACGCGAUCUCUCUCAAGAUAUGCGUGAUUGAGUAAACAACGAACAGCACGUGCGAAAGUAAUCUUAUUUAAGACUCUUCGAUGUGCCGUUUUAUAAGCGAAUCGAAAGUGAAUCAAAUCCUGGCAAUCAUUCCGUUUGCAUUUGCUGUAAUAUAAAUGUCUUAACAAAGAAGAUAUUUGCAUAUAUUCUGUUCGUUUUUUUGUUCAUUCUACGUACGUCUAUCAUCGAGAGAGAGAGAGAGAGAGAGAGAGAGAGAAAAAG
Molecule: messenger RNA, 2522 nt
Organism: Vollenhovia emeryi
Lineage: Eukaryota; Metazoa; Arthropoda; Insecta; Hymenoptera; Formicidae
Product: xaa-Pro aminopeptidase 1
Exons: 6
Coding region: 218-2089 (623 amino acids)
Molecular function (GO): metalloaminopeptidase activity
Source: RefSeq, a predicted model, not a curated record